AUGAUUGUUUUAAAUGAAAAAUUACAAAAUAUCAUUAGUCAAACAUUAGAUGAAUUUCAUAUUGUUAUUGAACAAUUAUGGAAUGAUAUUUCAACUAAUAAUGGAAAUAAUAUUAAUCGGCUAUUAGAAGAACAUGAAAAUAAUUUAAAUGGAAAAUGGAUGAAAAAUCGUUCGCGGUAUAACAAAACAACAUUAUCGACUAUAUUUGAUCAUAACGAAGAAAAAUGGUAUAUUGUAGUAUGUCAAGUUUUUAUUCCUUUUAUGAUAGCAGGAUUUGGUAUGGUUGUUACUCGAUUAGUUUUUGAACGAGUCAUGGGAUUAAAUGUAUUUAAGGAAAUAACUGAAAUUUAUAUACUUGUUCCAGCUCUACUUGGUUUAAAAGAAAAUCUAGAAAUGAGGUUAGCAUCACGUUUAUCUAUACAAGCUAAUAUUGGAAAUAUAGCUUUGACGCAAUUACAAGCUAUUGUUGUUGAUUUUCUUGUUGCUCUUGUAUCACUUGCAAUGAGAUGA
Adineta steineri is the source of this 510-nucleotide messenger RNA. The record is from the annotation of a GenBank genome assembly. Lineage: Eukaryota; Metazoa; Rotifera; Eurotatoria; Adinetida; Adinetidae.